Molecule: messenger RNA, 1683 nt
Organism: Mytilus californianus (California mussel)
Lineage: Eukaryota; Metazoa; Mollusca; Bivalvia; Mytilida; Mytilidae
Exons: 2
Coding region: 1-1620 (539 amino acids)
Source: RefSeq, a predicted model, not a curated record
AUGGCUAUAUUCGCUGCUGUAUCUGUAGUAACCGCUGUGACGACAACUACGUUACAUGUAGUACAGUCUAAAAAAGGAUGUCUAUAUUAUCCAAGUGUUUGUUCAAUGAGAGACGAAAUUAAGAACCAUCUUUUACCAUCCUUAAAAAAGGACAAGGAAAGAUUCCUGACAUUAUACGGGCAGCCAAAACAGUUUGAAUCAGUAGUAGAUAAAAUCCAUGACCAAAUUCAAAUAAUUCAAGAGAGGAUAAUAAAAAUACCAGAGUUACACACAACCCUCAAUUUAAGUUUGUCUUCCUUAGUGCAAACUUAUAGCUCAAUGAAACAUGAUUUUCCUGAACUUGAUAAUUUUUUAUCUCACUAUGACGAUUGGUUAUCUAGUGUAUUAUCUGCUGCCGGAAAUGACGUGGCCAUGCUUCCCAUGGAGGUCUUGAUGGCAAUGCCAGCACUUGUCGCAGAAAGUGCCACCUCAAUGGCGCUAGCAAUGUCUGGUAUCGGUGCUGUUCUUUCAUUUGCCUUUGGAAUUGUAGAUGUAGUUUCAAGUGUAUUAGAUGAGAAAAAAGUAAGAAACCAAUUACAGAGUAACAAAAACGUCCUUAUUAGAGCCAGGACUAAACUUGACCGUGCUUUCAACGAUAUGAAAACAUUUCAAAAUAAAUUUUGUCAAUAUGUCGUCAAGUAUCUCGAGGAACUAUCAAGUAAAGGGAAACAGUAUGAGUUCACAUUCCGUUUACUUAACUUUUUUAUCUUGCGUACCUACGGUCACUCAGGUAACAGGUGCAGCAAUCCUGCUAUUGUAGCUCAUUCUAAUCCAAGAAACUUAAAAACUCUUCAACAACACUACUUACAACCAAUAGUAAACAAAUUAUCGAGUAAUGUUGAAUCUCUCAAAGUUAAAAUAGUAGAAGUUAAAGAGACAAAAGCUUUUCUGGAUGAAAUCAAUAGGAAAGUUAAACAGCAGCAUCAAGACCCAGUGGUGAUAUUCAGAUUUAUUAAAAGUAGUAUGCCAGUCAGAACAAACAAAAUGUUUGGCAAUCUAUUUGAUCUUCUCAAGUUUAUUUCUAAGUCUGUACUACCAGCAAAAUCAUGUUACUGGGGUCAAAACCUUGAUCAAAUCCGUCGUGGUAUCACAACGGUCCACAACUACAUUAGUGUUCCCAUAUGCAGUAGCAAUGAGUUAAGUUUAAUUGGUAACGCCAUGAAAACUGCAGUUCAUAAUCAUGAGGCCGUUUGUAAAAUUCACAGACAAGUUCAAGGAAGCGUUUUCCGAAACAAAUUCCAAACUGUGAGAUUCAUUGCCGAAAAUUUACUUCCAACGGAACAUUGCUACUGGGGAUACGACCUUGAUAACAUCCGAGGAACUCCAAAUACAACUGAAGUCAGUAACGCCAAAGUAGAUUCGAGUUUGCUUAGUACACUCCGUAACCUUGAGUCAGUAGGUCAGAUCGUCCUAGCUCGUAACAUGAUGGAAGGGAUGUAUUCAAUCCAUUCUACAAAAUGGCAAAACUUUCUUCUUUGUCACGUGUGGAACAAUCCAGCGGUGUCGAGGGAUUUACAUUGUAGUAGUUUUACAGCUUCCUCAACGUGCAUUCCCACAGCAUCUAGUUUCCAGUCAUGCUGAAAAUGAGCAAAAUUUUAAACUUAUUUUGUCAAAUAAAUUUUCAUACUAAUAAAGAAAAAUGUA